AUGUCUCAGGCGGCACACGGCACGGACAUUGUUCCCAUGCCUCGGUGGUCAACCGCCGUGGGUUGCGCUCGAGUCGCUCUCGCUGUUGUUGUGCUCGCCUUGACUGCCGCCGCCACUUCGAUCUGGGGAAGCUAUGAUGCAUUUGGGGUCACCCUGUUUACAGCAUCGGCAAGUCUGAUCAUCUUCGUAUACUACUUCAUCGCCCUCUCACGCCAACCAAAUCUGUACAACCGCUGGGCAGUCCUGGGUCUCGAGAUAUUCGGAGUGAUAUUCUGGUUGACAAGUUUUGCCUUGAUGGCGCAAUGGACCAGUGUAUACAAUGGGUGGUGGUACGGUAACGGCAACAGCUACGGCUUUUGGGAUGCCCCAUACCGCCCUGAGGAUGUUGGGUUUGCGAAGCGCACAGUUGUCAAGAGAAGUGUCAACAAGUACCACGCGGGAGUUGCCCUGGCCGGCACAGCUGCAGGCCUCGGAGCGGUUGAAUUUGUUCUCUAUACCCUUACCCUGACGGUUUUCGGAAUGUCGCUGCACCAACAGCGCAUGAGUGCCACGCCCACAAAUGCUCCUGCUGUGUCGGUGACGGAUACGUCGCCAGAUGUUGAGGCUGGCACACGCGACAAGACUCCAGAACCCGAUACCGCGGCCAAGACAGACGAUGAGCCUGCCACGGUCUAG
Molecule: messenger RNA, 675 nt
Organism: Exophiala spinifera
Lineage: Eukaryota; Fungi; Ascomycota; Eurotiomycetes; Chaetothyriales; Herpotrichiellaceae
Exons: 3
Coding region: 1-675 (224 amino acids)
Cellular component (GO): membrane
Source: RefSeq, a predicted model, not a curated record